Lolium rigidum is the source of this 547-nucleotide messenger RNA. RefSeq names its product defensin Ec-AMP-D2-like. Gene Ontology annotation, biological process: defense response. NCBI's taxonomy places the organism in Eukaryota, Viridiplantae, Streptophyta, Magnoliopsida, Poales, Poaceae. The record is from RefSeq and is a predicted model, not a curated record. The coding region runs from base 7 to 258 and encodes 83 amino acids. The transcript is spliced from 2 exons.
AACUCCAUGGAGGCUUCACGCAAGCUCUUGGCGGCCGCCCUCCUCGUCGUGCUGCUGCUGGCGGCCACCGAGGAGUUGGGAGGUCCGGUGAUGGUGGCGGAGGCGAGGACGUGCCAGUCGCAGAGCCACCGGUUCAGGGGCCCCUGCGUGCGCCGCUCCAACUGCGCCAACGUCUGCAGGACGGAGGGCUUCCCCGACGGCAAGUGCCGCGGCUUCAGGCGCCGCUGCUUCUGCACCACCCACUGCCACCACCACUGAUAUCACGAUUAACCUCUACGUACCUCCGCCGCCGCCGGGCGGCCGGCCGGCCCUUCCAUGCCUGCGCGCGUCGUCCCUCCACUUUUGUGUGUUGUCCGUCAGUCUGUGUGUCCACGAAUAAAUCUCAGCUUGUCGUCGCUCGAUCGGCAAGGUGGGUUUAACAAGUUUUUUCUUCCUUUUUAUCUACUUUGUGGCCUUCAGCCGGCCGUGGCUUUCCCAUCGUGGUUCCAUAUUCGUGUUCGUCCUCAAAAGUUGAUGUAAGAUCUGGAACUGAAUACUAUUGGAAUUU